AUGGAAGUGAUCUCAGAGGCUAUCGCAGCCACGUGCCGGGAAUGGAGUUUUCUACUUGUUUUCUCCUGCCUGGUGCUGUCUGUCUUCUCAACCAUCGAUGAGUAUCAGAACAGCUCUGAAGGGGCCCUUUAUAUUCUGGAAAUUGUCACCAUUGUGGUGUUUGGGGUGGAGUAUUUUGUGCGGAUCUGGGCAGCCGGCUGCUGCUGUCGGUACCGGGGCUGGAGAGGAAGGCUGAAAUUUGCCCGCAAGCCCUUCUGUGUCAUCGACAUCAUGGUGCUGAUCGCGUCCAUUGCCGUGCUGGCAGCGGGCUCCCAGGGCAACGUCUUUGCCACCUCGGCGCUCAGGAGCUUGCGCUUCCUGCAGAUCCUGCGCAUGAUCCGCAUGGACCGGCGGGGUGGCACCUGGAAGCUGUUGGGCUCCGUGGUUUACGCGCACAGCAAGGAGCUGAUUACUGCCUGGUAUAUUGGCUUCCUCUGCCUCAUCCUGGCCUCUUUCCUGGUAUACUUGGCCGAGAAAGGAGAAAAUGAGCACUUUGAUACAUACGCAGAUGCACUCUGGUGGGGUCUGGUUGUGCUGGAGGAGGAGGAGGACAGCUAG
Molecule: messenger RNA, 597 nt
Organism: Meleagris gallopavo (turkey)
Lineage: Eukaryota; Metazoa; Chordata; Aves; Galliformes; Phasianidae
Source: RefSeq, a predicted model, not a curated record